ACAUCCUUCGUUUUUGAGUGUUUUAGAUGCCGUUCUACUCUAAAUCUUUCUUGUUUUUUUGUUAGGUUUGUUGACUAUCUUAUCAGCUUUAUUGAAAACCCACCAGUACAGUUUUGACCGAGCAUUUAAUUUUUUAGGAAUUUAUUUCUCUGAGUGUGUGAAGUUAGCUAAGUUGACGACAUGUUGAGGUGUAAUUUCUGUGGCAAGGUGGUGCAGUCAUCAAGGGGCUAUGUGCUUCACUGCAAGCUUCAUCGUAAUGAGCCACGUUGUGUUUUUAAGUGCAUUGAAACUGACUGCAAGCAAACGUUUUGUAGGUAUGGAGCACUUAAGGCACAUUUUUAUCGAAGACACACUGGCCCUACGGUGAACCCCACAGUUCUUAGGCAAGUUAGCUCUUUUAAAUGUGCAAUGACUAUGUGCCAACACCAGAGUCAAGAUGCUAAAGAGCUAAUAGCUCAUCUGAAGAGCCAUUUUGGGGAAGGACAUGUGGUUGCUUGUCCAGUCAAAGGAUGCAAAAGAACAUUUAAGAUCAAGUCAUCUUUUACUGCCCAUAUGUCACGUAAACACAAAGAAUUUUCAGAUGGUGAAGUUAGUGAUUUAUAUAGAGAUUCUGAGUGUCAAUCAUUAGUGACUGCAUCAGAUGAUGUUCCCAUGAUUUCUGAGCCUGCUCCUCAUUCUAGUCCAGAGGAAGGUAAUAUGGAAAUGUCCCCGGAAUUCUGUGAUCUUUUUCUGAGAAAUGUCUCACUGUUCUACUUAAAAUUGCAGGGUCAGUUUUUACUGCCUGCCUCCACCAUACAGAACAUUGUGGAGGAAAUGCAGAACAUUAAUGAGUUGGGUCAGAUGUACACUUUGAGUAAACUUGCGUCACUUUUAAAAGAUGACACCUCAUUAUCAGAUGAGGACAUCAGCAAAGUGUGUGAGUCUGUCAAAGGCUUUGAUCUGUUUUCUGCCUGUCAUACAGGGCCAAUGAGGACGGUGUAUUCUAGAUCUCAAACUUUCAAAGAAGCAUUCAACUAUGUGGAGCCAAAGAAAAUGUUUUUAGGCAGGGAUGAGAACAGGACAGACAGAUUUGCCUAUUAUGUGCCUUUGAGAGAGACUUUAAAUUUUUUGUUAAAGUCUGAUUUGAUACAGAAAUCAGAGGAGCCCUCUACUGAGUCUCCUUCUGAUGUUCUGUGUGACAUAAGUGAUGGUAAGUUAUUUAGGUCUAAUGACUUCUUUAGUCAAAACCCGUCAUGUCUCAAGCUAAUACUUUACCAGGAUGCCUUUGAGGUUGUUAACCCUUUGGGCUCUGCAAGAACAAAGCACAAGAUAUUAGCUGUGUAUGCAUCUUUGGCAAAUUUGCCACUUCAUGUUCGUUCAGAUACGGACCACAUGUCCCUCGUCUUACUUUGCAGGGAGAAGGAUUUCAGAGAUUUUGGUCAUGCCAAGGUCUUUUCAGAAUUACUAUCAGACUUAAAAGAUUUGGAGGAAAAUGGGAUUGUUGGACCAGAUGAAACAAAAGGUACUGAUCCAAAUGUGUGUGGACCACGACGUACCAGAGAAAACUACAACUCUGCUGUGAACCAUCUGUUAAUCGACAAUACAACAGACGUUGAAGGAGUAAAGUUUGGACAUCUUAAAAAUGGGUGACAUCAUAAGAAGUUCCAUCACAAAGGUACUACCAGACCUGGCUGCCUCAGUUCUUGAAAUCGUAUUAGAGGCACUACAAUCAUUAGGGGUGGAGACAACUGAGGACUUGCAGUUCAUCAAUGAGACAGAUCUGGACUCUGUGCUGAGACCAGUUCAGGCAAGAAAACUGUUGGCUGCAUGGAAGCAAACCACAUUGAACAGUGAAAUCUCCCAAGCAAGCAUAUCAUCUCCAUCCUCAUUUUCUGCCUCCCCCUCCCCCUCACCCAGUCAUCCAAGGCCUUCUUUCGACUGGGUUGAUAACUUUAAAAUUCCAUGCGAGAAUUUCCCAGAAGGGCUAAUGCAAUGUCUUCAGAGAGGAAAAAGGCCAAAGCCAAGGUUUCGGAGGGAGAUGAUUCGCAUCAUUGUUAAAGAGAUGAUGAAAGCCUGUGCCUCUCCAUCUAAAAGAGCCUCAACAGAAAUUGCAAAAAGACUGGUUGCAAUGUAUCCCAACUCACUGCAGGAUGUUAUUGAAGGGGAUGUGGUGGGACAGGGGUACCACUCAUUGGUCAAACAGAUCCAAGCAAGAGUUGAGAAUGUGAAGAGGUCUUCUUCACCAAUGAUACAAAAGCGCAAAACAGUAGAAUCUGAUGAUACAGAUGAAGUGCCACCUGAAAAACGGGCAUCUAUCCAAGACACGUAUGGCUGCAUAAAGUGGGACAUGAAAUAUUUGCCAGUCAGUGAGACAUCGGAAAGCCAGCAGGAGAAAAAGGAAAAAAUGAAGAUUCUUAAUGAACAGACUAGCUUCAGACCUGAAGAAGUAAAAACUCUAAUGAAAAGCACCUACUACUCUCAGCGUAAAGCAAUCAACGAAGGAGCAGACUUGCAGAUACUCAUGGAAGAGUGGCCUCUUCUGUUUCAAGAGAUUGGGAUGGGCAUUCAUUUUGAAGAGCUUACUGGUGUAUCCCUAAAACAGACUUUUCUCACCAGUUUAGAGAAGAAAGGAAAACGACUUCUGGACUUUCUGAAAACCACCUGCGCAGACAAGAGUAAGCGGGUCCUGGAGACUGUCAUUAAGCUUCAGAUUCAGAGAGGACAGCAGAAAGGCUGCGCAGAGGAUGUCAUGGAUAUGAUCUUGCUUCUUUUGUCUUAUUUUGAUGAAAAAGAGGAGAUCCUCUUCCACUACAUUGAAGAAACAUGUCUGGCUGAAGAAGUCCAAACAGAAAGUCUGCCUGUGACACCAUGCAUCAUUGUUUGUGGCUCUUCUUGCUAUGCAUCGAGACUUUUCAUGCUGAGUGUUGACCGCAAAGUUGUGAAUGACCAAAUAACUGACUUCAUCUCUGCUGUCUGUUUGAUGCUUGGAAGCUACUACUGCCUUAACAUCCACUAUCCAGUAAAACUUGGCUCCACACUUGAGUUCCUUCAGAGGUGCUUUUUCAACAUUAACCCAGAGAAGGGAACAAAAGUUGAGAAAACUGAGAAGAAGAGAUUGCAUGUCAACCCAAGAGUGCUCACCCUCAUCGCAGAUCUUUCUGAUCACGAGUGGCGGGAGACCAUUUAAAGACAUUUCAAACUUAUUAGUACAGAAAGUUUUACCUUCACUAGAAUCUAUUUUCCCUUGUAUUUUUUUUUUAUAAUUUUUUUUUGUGAUGUCAGUUAUCCUAAAUGGAAAUAGGAACUUUAAUAUUCCUUUUUUGGUUGCAUGAUUUUUUUUUUUACACAUGCAUUUUUUUCAGGCUUAUCGGAGGUUUAAGUCACAGAACUUAUUUGAAUCCAUGGUGUCAAGGAACAGACAUUUGUUUAAAGCAAUUUAUACUUGUUCUCAACUGUGUAGCCUUAAAUGUGUUGCUUGUUGCUGCACUUAAAUUUUUUUUAUUCUGUGUUUGAACUGUUAACAUUUUAUUUUGAUUUCAUAAUGUAUGGGCUCAGAUUUGUCCCACUACAAACCUUAUUUAAAUAUAUUUGAAAAUCCAGAUCUGAAAAUCUAUUUUGUUUCCAAAUUGUCUUUUUAAUUUCAAUUGCAACAACUCUGGUUUCGUUUUACACCAUUUUGCAGCCAAGUUGUUAAUUUAAUACAACUGUCAAUAAAACACAUCUGAGAUAGUUUCUCAGUGUU
Messenger RNA from Fundulus heteroclitus (mummichog), 3721 nucleotides. RefSeq lists its product as uncharacterized. The transcript is spliced from 6 exons. Bases 1622 to 3166 code for a protein of 514 amino acids. The record is from RefSeq and is a predicted model, not a curated record. Lineage: Eukaryota; Metazoa; Chordata; Actinopteri; Cyprinodontiformes; Fundulidae.